Knipowitschia caucasica is the source of this 1089-nucleotide messenger RNA. Lineage: Eukaryota; Metazoa; Chordata; Actinopteri; Gobiiformes; Gobiidae. The record is from the annotation of a GenBank genome assembly.
AUGCUUCCCUACAAGGUGAUCCGGCUCGAAGGACCAGGGCGGCGCAGUAACCCAUACAUCAGCUCUGACACCGGCAAAAUGGAUGUCACUGCAGCUAUAGCGGAGACUCUGAAGCCUCCUGGGCCCACGUGCUGCCGUAGCUACGGCGAUAUCAGCAGCUCCGGAGAUACCAGUAGCUCAGGAGAUACCAGUAGCUCCGGAGACACCAGUAGCUCCGGAGCUACUGGUAUCUCCAGGGAUACCAGCAGCUCCGGAGAUACCAGUAGCUCCGGAGAUACCAGUAGCUCAGGAGAUACCAGUAGCUACGGAGAUACCUGUAGCUCCGGAGAUUCCAGUAGCUACAGCGAUAUCAGCAGCUCCGGAGAUACCAGUAGCUCAGGAGAUACCAGUUGCUCCGGAGACACCAGUAGCUCCGGAGCUACUGGUAUCUCCAGGGAUACCAGCAGCUCCGGAGAUACCAGUAGCUCCGGAGAUUCCAGUAGCUCCGGAGAUUCCAGUAGCUCCGGCGAUAUCAGCAGCUCCGGAGAUACCAGUAGCUCAGGAGAUACCAGUAGCUCCGGAGAUACCAGUAGCUCCGGAGCUACUGGUAUCUCCGGAGAUACCAGCAGCUCCGGAGAUACCAGUAGCUCCGGAGAUACCAGUAGCUCAGGAGAUACCUGUAGCUCCGGAGAUUCCAGUAGCUCCGGCGAUAUCAGCAGCUCCGGAGAUACCAGUAGCUCAGGAGACACCAGUAGCUCCGGAGACACCAGUAGCUCCGGAGAUACCAGUAGCUCCGGAGACACCAGUAGCUCCGGAGAUACCAGCAGCUCCGGAGAUACCAGUAGCUCCGGAGAUACCAGUAGCUCCAGAGAUACCAGUAGCUCAGGAGAUACCUGUAGCUCCGGAGAUACCAGUAGCUCCAGAGAUACCAGUAGCUCAGGAGAUACCAGUAGCUCCAGAGAUACCAGUAGCUCAGGAGAUACCUGUAGCUCCGGAGAUACCUGUACCUCCGGAGAUACCAGUAGCUUUGGAGAUACCAGUAGCUCCGGAGAUACCAGUAGCUUUGGAGAUACCAGUAGCUCCGGAGAUACCUGUAGCUCGCCACCCUGA